AUGGUCGCCAACAACAAGGAUGAGGAGGCCGGUAUCCCGAUGCUCGAGAACUUCGACGGCGGCAACAGGGAAGAUGCAGUCAACGCUCGCCCUCCGCCCGUGACGCUUCGGUCUCGCAUGCCGCAGUCGCUCGCCGACGUCGUCGACAAUGGCCCCGUCUCGGUGGUCGCGUACUGCGUCUCGUCCAUUAGCAUGACCGUCGUCAACAAAUACGUCGUCUCCGGCAGUUCUUGGAACCUCACCUUCCUGUAUCUCGCCAUCCAGGCCGUCGUCUGUAUCUUCGCAAUCACCACGUGCAAGAAGUUUGGCUUGAUUCAGGUCGCAACCUUCGACCCCGUCAAGGCUAAGAAAUGGUUCCCCAUCUCGCUCCUCCUCGUCGGCAUGAUCUACACCAGCACCAAGGCCCUCCAGUUCCUGUCGGUGCCCGUCUACACAAUCUUCAAGAACUUGACCAUCAUUGCCAUCGCCUAUGGCGAGGUCCUGUGGUUUGGCGGCAAGGUCACCAAGCCUGCGCUGCUCUCUUUCUCGCUGAUGGUUCUGAGCUCCAUCAUUGCUGCUUGGGCUGAUAUCCAAAGCGCCGUCGCCGGCGAUGUAUCCUCCACCGAUAACAAGGCCAUGGCCACUCUCAACCUUGGAUACACGUGGAUGGCAUUGAACGUCUUUUGCACCGCCACGUAUGUUUUGGGCAUGCGCAAGGUGAUUAAGGCCAUGAACUUCAAGGACAUGGACACCAUGUACUACAACACCCUCCUGACGAUCCCUGUGCUGUUCGCCUUCUCCAUUCUCACCGAGGAUUGGUCCAGCGCCAACUUCGCCGCCAACUUCCCUGUCGAAUCGCGCAACCACAUCUUCAUCGGUAUCAUCUACUCGGGUCUGGCCGCCAUCUUCAUCUCGUAUUGCUCUGCGUGGUGCAUCAGAGUGACGUCAUCGACUACGUACUCCAUGGUCGGCGCUCUCAACAAACUGCCCAUUGCCGUCAGCGGCUUGAUUUUCUUCUCGGCGCCUGUGACGUUCGGUAGCGUGUCGGCUAUUUUGCUCGGCUUCGUCAGCGGUAUUGUUUAUGCUUGGGCCAAGGCCAGGGAGGCUGCUUUGAAGGCUGCUGGAGUUCUCCCCUCAACAAAGGAGGACACUGAGAUCAACCAGGAAGAGCGAAAAUAG
Molecule: messenger RNA, 1158 nt
Organism: Ilyonectria robusta
Lineage: Eukaryota; Fungi; Ascomycota; Sordariomycetes; Hypocreales; Nectriaceae
Exons: 4
Coding region: 1-1158 (385 amino acids)
Cellular component (GO): Golgi apparatus
Molecular function (GO): GDP-mannose transmembrane transporter activity; antiporter activity
Source: RefSeq, a predicted model, not a curated record